This is a messenger RNA of Mya arenaria, 3205 nucleotides long. RefSeq lists its product as uncharacterized. The record is from RefSeq and is a predicted model, not a curated record. The coding region runs from base 55 to 1887 and encodes 610 amino acids. The transcript is spliced from 13 exons. Lineage: Eukaryota; Metazoa; Mollusca; Bivalvia; Myida; Myidae. Gene Ontology annotation, cellular component: centrosome; spindle pole.
AUGCAUGCCUCUGCGUGAUUGACAACAAAAUUUUCGCGGAAGGCAAAGAAGAAAAUGGCUACAGGGGACCUUCUGAAUAAUAUUCGCAAGAUGCGGAAGAAGCUGAAGGAUAUGAAGUAUAUGGAAGACAUAAAUAUUUCGGGAAUCAGCGAAGGUACUGCCACUGCGUACCUGCCUCUGUAUCAUUUCGCCUUCACCAGUUACUGUCCAGCUGUGGCCGAGCUCAUCCUUAGUAAGGACAUUGAGCUUUUCGGUAAAACUGAUGCCAGGUUCAUGGAAGCUGCAUAUAAGGUGCUUCGAGACAUAUUUUCCUACAAACCACCAUUAACAAAAGAGCAGUUUUUUGGAAAAGGCUUCAUUGAAAGAAAAGUGAUUAUGUGUACAGACAUUCUCGAUCUUGUUAAACAGAAAGCUCUCCAGUUAAACCCAGCUUCUAAGAAAACUUCACUAAAGACUGGUGUGAGGCAAAGUUCUGCUCAGACUUCACGAAGUUCUAUUGGUGUACCAAAGUCGAAGUCUCUAUGUGGAAAAGUAUCACCAAGGAUUGAAGAACGAACAUCAAACUCUGCCCGUAUCGGGAGGCACAAUGCCCCAGCCUCAACACAAUCCCACGCCCCCCAGGUGGUCAAUGAGCUGAUUGCCUCACCAGACAUAGAGCCCAGGCGUCACAUAUCACAUGUUUCCCCACAGUCUGUACCAGUACGGCAUGUGGCUCAGAUGCAAGACAAAGCCAGCUCCAGCUACAGCAGUUGGAACUCAGAGGUACAGGGCACAGUAAGACACGUCACCAUUAGAUCUCCCAGAGAAACACAUUUAUAUUCACCAGAGUCCAGUACCUCUGAACACAACAAUACUCCAGAACUACAGCCAGUUAGAGACUGUUUUAACACACCUAGUAUCAAGAAAGUGUGUCCGAAGUUUGUUGAGGUUGUCAGCAUUCCUAGAAAAAUUACAUCAGACGGGUAUGAGCCAAGCAUCCUUGAGAUAAGGGCACCAGCCAGUGACUCUGUUCUGCAGGGCCCAGUAGCCUCUCAACAGGAACAGUUGACAGAGGUCACAUCACAGGUGGCCUCUUUACAACAGACUGUGAGCAAUUUGAUGACAAAUGUCCAGUCUCAGCUGGAGAUGCUACAUGAGGUGGGCGUGUCUGGGGGCGGAGACCAAGUGACCCAUCAACUGGACAAAGUCAUUGCACAGCUCACCUCACUGGCGGCUAGGAUGACCCUCGUUGAAAACAGGGUCUCCAUUAUAGAGGCCAAGUUGGAAACAGUGCAUGGAUCAGGAGACACAGCCCUUAUAACUCCUCAAAAUAUACAUAGAGGUAGGCGAAAUCCUGCUGCCGAAGCUGAGGGCGGUGCAAACAGGGGUAGGGAAAAUCAUUUAGGCAAUUAUGAUGAGCCUAACAGUACCCUUAUGUCUGAGGCCACAGGAGGGAGCCAGCCUUCUGCUCUCAAUAUGGCCUGGGGAGAUUCGGACAACCAAGAAGCAGGACUUCAAAAUGUCAACUCUCCACUGUUUGAAGGUCCGGGGUCUUCAUUUGCUGCAGAAUUGAAGUCCCUGCCAUACAGUCAAAAGUUAGAAUCUUUGCGACAACAGCACAAUUCAGACAUCUCUUUGAACUACUCCCCAAUACGCAAGAUGACCAAUGGCAUUGCAGGACAGUUGGUUUCAGCCAAUGAGGACACUUUUGCAAUGGAAACAGAGGACGAUGCUCGCCGUUCCAGUACUCCUACUCUCGCGGGAACACUCACAGACAGCAGUCUCCAUUUUGACUGCUCUCAUAUUGAGACAAAGGAUAUGGCUGCCAGGAUCAAUGACAUGAUGAAAGAGACCAUGAAAAUGAUCCAACCUUGCCAGCAGAAACUAGAUGGUGCAAAUGGACAGUAGAAGAGAACCAACCUGGUCAGCAGAAACUAGAUGGUGCAAAUGGACAAGAGAGGGGAACCGACCUGGUCAGCAGGAACUAGAAAGAGCUAAUGGACAGGAGACGUAGAAUGAUGAGAAAAUUAUAAUAUUGAGAGAAUGAUCUUUAUCGACUGUAAUCUGGAAAAGGUGCCUAAAAGUUGUUACCUAGUCUACGCAUGCCUAUUUGCCAGGUACAUGGUACUGGUAAUGAAGCACUCUUUGAACUUUUUGCUUUGAAGUUGAACUUGUUCAUGAGGCAACAUGUAAUAUGACAAAGUACAGCUGUUUUGAAAUGCAAAUAAUUUUGAGGACUUUUUUUGGAUAAAACUAUAAAUAAAGGUUUGUUUAAUUCUCCGAACUUUAACAAAAUGCAAUCAUACCAUUUUGUUGUUAUCUGCAUAUCAUAUGCUUUAAAACAUUGUCAAAAAAUUGACAAUUGUUUUGAAGUUUGAAUAUUAUGCAUGUAUAGCCAUUCAUAAUUGUGGAUAAUUUAAUGACUUACACUGGUCGAAAAAACUCUCAAAGUCACUCUUUUUCUCUCAGAAAUAUGUUAUUAAACUACUUUAGCCAUGUUUUAAGGAUGAAAGAGACAGAAAUCAUUUUAUAUUAGAGUUUAGACAAAAUAUAGUCAAGCUAAUAUUUACAUAAAACAUUCUUUAAAGGCCAGUUUAAAUUUACAUUUAUGACAGUGAAAAAUGUUGUUUAAUCAGUUAUAGUAUAUCAUGUUUGUUAAUUGAGACCAGCUUUUAUACGUAUAAUCGUAUAAUACUGUGUUAUACAUUUAUGUUAUGUUUCUAUAUUCAUAUAGGAAUUUCCAAUAUCAGUAAGGACAUUUUUUACCUUUAAACAAGAACUUUCUUUAUUUAUCAUGAAGGAUGUUGACAUCAUUGGUGUGUCAGUUUUUGUAUGUAGAAUGUACAAAGUUUGCAAAAUUUUAACCAAAUAAAAUUUUUGGUUGAAAAUCUCAUUAAAACCAUAAAUUUAGAGUAGAAUUUCAAGAAAUACGCCAAUGUAUUUUACAUUGAACAAAUUCACAAAGAUUUUCCACAACAUUUCAUCUUUUUAUGUUGAGAUGCGGCAAAUUUUUAGAACAGCCCUCAGAAUUUUGUCAACACAACUUUGCAAAACACAUGCAUUUAAAGCAACACAUUUAUCGCUUAAGAUACUCUAUUCAAUUGAAGGUGUCUAUCUGACUUUUGUAAAACAAUAUGCAUUAUUUAUAUGUUUAUUUAUUUAUUACAUCUGUUUCAUCGAUUUUGUGAUUAUAUUGUUAAAUGUAUGUAAAUUAGUUGAUGCAAAG